Fusarium venenatum is the source of this 339-nucleotide messenger RNA. The record is from RefSeq and is a predicted model, not a curated record. Lineage: Eukaryota; Fungi; Ascomycota; Sordariomycetes; Hypocreales; Nectriaceae.
AUGACCGUAAUACAAGAGAUUAUGGGGUUCAUUGUUGCCCUAGAUGAGCGUGGCGUGAGAGGACUUUCGAUAAUUGAUGAAAACAAAAUCGAAUCCCAGUGGAUUGGAGAUCAUCAGAAUAUCCCCAAGUGGAAAAUUUGCUCCAGAUUGUUUGGAGGCCUGGUGAAAACCCUGAAAUGUGGAUUUGACCACCCUGAGAUUCCGAAGUCGGGAUUGAUCUUCCAAUACUUUGACUAUUAUUUGACCGAGGAAGAUGCUUUAGGGCGACCGCAACGUCCGGUAUGCUUCGCAACGUUCGUGGAUGAAAACCCCGAGAAGCUUAGCCGUAUUGUGGUUUGA